CUCCGGUGUGUCCAGACGUCAGAAGAUGCCACGAACGCACGGCGGCAUGAUGUGGAGGACAGCGAGCUGCACCCUGUGGCUGGUUGUGGGUUCCCAGCUCGGGUUGUGGGGUGUUUGGGGGACAGCAGCAGACCUGGACGGCGACGUCCGGGUCGAGGUCUUGUUCAAGCCCGAGCAGUGCACCCCCAGGAGUAAAAGAGGAGAUCUGAUGAACGUCCAUUACGACGGCUUCCUCGCCAAAGACGGUUCUCAGUUCUACUGCAGUCGGUCGGACAAAGCCGGGCACCCUCAGUGGUUUGUGCUGGGCGUUGGACAAGUCAUCAAGGGCCUCGACAUGGGAAUGGAAGACAUGUGUCCCGGAGAGAAGAGAAAAAUAACGGUUCCCCCCGGCCUGGCCUUCGGAGAAAAGGGCAAAGAUCCAGUGCCGCCCAACGCUACGGUGGUGUUUGAGGUGGAGGUCUACUCUGUGUCCAGGGGACCGCGCAGCAUGGAGGCUUUUGGACAGAUGGACCUCGAUAGAGACAGAAGUCUCACAAAGGCUGAGGUGAAAGAAUACUUGAAACUGGAGUACGAGAAGGGCGGGAAGGCUCGCGACGACCCUUUCUACGAGAAGAUCAUGGCUGAUAUAUUCCGUAAGAGCGACCACGAUAAAGACGGGCUGAUCAGCGCCAAGGAGUAUAACAUAUAUGAACAUGAUGAGCUCUAGUGUUGGAAGAAGUGGAUCUUGGUAAUUGUUAUACUUUAUGUACAUUGAUUAAUUUGAGAGGGAAGGGAAGACUCCACCCUCCGAUGUUCUUAUAAUGCUGAUGCUCUUUUUUUUUUCUAUAUAAAGGUUAAAGCAGUGAAUAUUACGAUGUCUUAACCAGUUCAGCCCUAGCUGUUAAAAAAGAUCUGGGCUGGAUUUUUCCUUUUCUUUUUUUUGAAGGAGGUAGUAACGUCACGUAAGUAACGUUAAAGUAUUUGGAGACAUCUUUCCAAGCCAGCAAACUAGCCACUUAACUCGCAUAUUUUAGAAGUAUUAAACUAUGCGAACGGGUCUCCAACACCUGUGCAAAUACCACUAAAUGCUACUAAAUGUAAGCAUUUAAACUAUUUUUAUAUUUUUUGUCUUUUGGUAAACAUUGAUUGAAUUUGCAGCACAUAAAAAGAAACCACAUUUCAACAUGUUGUACAAUCCUUGUCUUUGAAACUGUAACCUGACUGCCAUGUUAAAUAAGAUUUGAGAGGAACAAGACUCCAGAGAGGAGCUUCAACUGUCCCAGCUCCCUGUGAUGUUUCUGCCCUCUAAUCUGCAUCUCACACCAGUGUAUGAUCCAUAGAUGGAGGUGGAUAUAUUCAAAAAUUGACUGCAAAUACUUCUUUACUUCCAGGAAAGGAUGUCCAAUACAAGCAAGGCUUAAAUAAAUGACGGCACAUGUGGAAAUGAUUGAGAAGUUUGAAUAAAAUCGAUGAUAAAAUGCACGUCUACAAAUUGUGUGUACAUUUUUAUGUGGUAAAAAUCUGGGUUUUCAUUGAAUCCAGUUGAACAAUUGUAUUUAGGAACAGUCAAUGAAUAAAUUAUAGUGUAUGUGGAAAACUA
Messenger RNA from Etheostoma cragini (Arkansas darter), 1579 nucleotides. It is a transcript of the gene fkbp7, whose product is annotated as FKBP prolyl isomerase 7. The transcript has 5 exons. Bases 26 to 706 code for a protein of 226 amino acids. NCBI's taxonomy places the organism in Eukaryota, Metazoa, Chordata, Actinopteri, Perciformes, Percidae. The record is from RefSeq and is a predicted model, not a curated record. Gene Ontology annotation, molecular function: peptidyl-prolyl cis-trans isomerase activity; calcium ion binding.